This is a messenger RNA of Nycticebus coucang (slow loris), 1081 nucleotides long. Its product is annotated as ras-related protein Rap-1b. Gene Ontology annotation, biological process: negative regulation of synaptic vesicle exocytosis; cellular response to cAMP; Rap protein signal transduction. The record is from RefSeq and is a predicted model, not a curated record. Gene Ontology annotation, cellular component: plasma membrane. Gene Ontology annotation, molecular function: GTP binding; GTPase activity; GDP binding. The transcript has a single exon. Lineage: Eukaryota; Metazoa; Chordata; Mammalia; Primates; Lorisidae. The coding region runs from base 114 to 668 and encodes 184 amino acids.
GGCGACACCGCCAAACCUCACCCAGAGUCAGGCGUGUAAAGCAGCCGGAGCGGCGGCAGCGGUAGCGACAGGAUAGCCGUGGCGCCGGUACUAAGUAUUGACAAAUUUGCAUCAUGCGUGAGUAUAAGCUAGUCGUUCUUGGCUCAGGAGGUGUUGGAAAGUCUGCUCUGACUGUACAAUUUGUUCAAGGGAUUUUUGUUGAAAAAUAUGAUCCUACGAUAGAAGAUUCUUAUAGAAAGCAAGUUGAAGUAGAUGCACAGCAGUGUAUGCUUGAGAUCUUGGAUACUGCAGGAACGGAACAAUUUACAGCAAUGAGGGAUUUGUACAUGAAGAAUGGACAAGGCUUUGCAUUAGUUUAUUCAAUCACAGCACAGUCCACAUUUAAUGACUUACAAGACCUGAGAGAACAGAUUCUUCGAGUUAAAGACACUGAUGAUGUUCCAAUGAUUCUGGUCGGUAAUAAGUGUGACUUGGAAGAUGAAAGAGUUGUAGGAAAGGAACAAGGUCAAAAUCUAGCAAGACAGUGGAACAACUGUGCAUUCUUAGAGUCUUCUGCGAAAUCAAAAAUAAAUGUUAAUGAGAUCUUUUAUGACCUAGUGCGGCAAAUUAACAGAAAAACUCCAGUGCCUGGGAAGCCUCGCAAAAAGUCAUCAUGUCAGCUGCUUUAAUAUACUAAAUGCAUUGUAGCUCUGAGCCAGGUCUGAAGAACUGUUGCCCAAUUCAACAGUGCCAGCAUUCCAACUUUGUUAAACCUACCAACAUCUUAAAUGGACUUUCCUGUGGUGGUACCCUUUAAGAGGCAGAUGAAAGCUACUAUAUCAGUUUGCACAUUCUAAUCACUUUCCAGUAUCACAAGAGAUUUUUACUUAUAUAAUAGUCCUUGAGUAUGCAGCUGGUAAAACCAGACGCUACACCCAGUAUUACUGCUAAGAGACAUUCUUCAUCCACCAAUGUUGUACAUGUAUGAAAAUGGUGUACUGUAUACUUUAACAUGCCCCAUACUUUGUAUUGGAGAGUACAAUAAUGUAAAUCCUGAAAGCACCACUAUUUUAGCAUAAUAAAAGAAAGUCCAAAGAGCUCC